AUGGCUGGAAAUGUAGCCAUGGAGGAAUCUGAAGACCAUGUAAUGGGGGACACCGACAUGACCAGCCUCAAUGGUCAUGGAAGCGGAACGCAAAUGAACGACGAUGACACUGCCUCAGAUAAUAGCAUAUAUCAUGAGGAUAGUGAGCCAAGCGUUAUAGAGGAAACCAUUGCCAAGCUACAGAUGCGCCGUGGUUUGCUCCCCACAGGCUGCUGUUACGAUGAUCGAAUGAAGCUUCACAUGAACGCCGACUUCAGUCCAAAUACCCACCAUCCUGAGGAUCCCCGGCAAUCGGAGCUACCAAGAAUUAUGAAGGACUGUCCAACCAAGUACAUGUGGAGGAUUCCAGCUCGGCCUGCCACUCGGGAAGAGAUUUGCCUGGCUCAUUCCCCUGAGCACCUUGCUUGGGUGGAAAAUCUGGACACAAUCAGUACGGCUGAGCUUCGUUCAUUGACAAGGCAAUUCGACCAGGGCCGCGAAUCUCUCUAUGUCGGGAGCAUGUCUUACCCCGCUGCCCUUUUGUCCGUUGGUGGUGCCAUCGAAACCUGCAAAAGCGUGGUUACCGGACAAGUCAAAAACGCCUUUGCUGUUAUCCGACCUCCUGGGCACCAUGCUGAAUUUGAUCAGCCCAUGGGAUUUUGCUUCUUUAACAAUGUUCCCGUGGCAAUCAGGGUGUGCCAGCAAGACUAUCCAGACCAAUGCCGCAAAGUCCUCAUCUUGGACUGGGACGUCCACCAUGGCAACGGUACCCAAAACAUCUUUUACCAGGAUCCCAACGUCCUCUAUAUAUCCAUUCAUGUCUACCAAAAUGGACAGUUUUACCCUGGACAAGGAUUGGGCAAGAACAUCAAUAUUGGCUGGCAUGACCAAGGCAUGGGUGACGGCGAAUACAUGGCGGCAUUCCAAAAGAUUGUGAUGCCCAUCGCAAAGGAGUUCAAUCCGGAUCUAGUGGUCAUAUCAGCAGGCUUCGACGCUGCAGACGGAGAUGAGUUGGGUGGCUGCUUCGUUACACCUGCUUGCUACGCCCACAUGACGCACAUGCUCAUGUCUCUCGCGGACGGCAAAGUUGCCGUCUGCCUGGAAGGCGGCUAUAACCUCCAGGCAAUUUCAAGCUCUGCGGUAGCCGUUGCAAGAACUUUGAUGGGAGAGCCGCCGCCAAAGCUUGCUCUCCCCAAGAUUAACAAAGAGGCAGCCAGAACAUUAGCGAAAGUGCAAGCGUAUCAGGCCCCUUACUGGGAAUGCAUGCGGCCCGGAAUCGUCGACGUGCCUGAUGUUCAGUCUCUCAAUGCCGACAGACUUCAUGAUGUCAUCAGAAACGCGCAGCGCCAAGUUAUGCAGUCAAAAUACGGCAUGAUCCCGCUCUACAUACAACGAGAGCUCAUCUCAAAGUCAUUUGAAAACCAAGUGCUAGUCACACCAAACCUACACGAUGCACAGAAGAUUCUUGUCAUUCUACAUGAUCCGCCUCAAUUACUAGCCCAAGUGGAUGUGGCAGAAACUACUGUAGAUGCUCAUAAUACAUGGGUGGUUGACGGGGUAAUGGAAUACAUUGGGUGGGCCGUUGGCCAGAACUUUGGUGUCAUGGAUAUCAAUGUUCCAGCUUAUGUUACCCAUGAAGAGGACAUUGAUGCUUUCACCCCUGAAUUUAACGAGAAAGAGAUCCAGGAGCAAAUCCUGUCGCUCAUUUGCUAUCUCUGGGAUAACUUUCUCCAGCUUUACGAAACCAACGAAAUCGUCUUGCUUGGCGUCGGCAAUGCAUACCUUGGAGUUAAAGUUCUCUUAAUAAACAGAGACUGCAAAGACAAGAUUGCGGGAAUUGUCAACUUUGUGACUGGCAACCUGAGACCCGUCAAGUCUGAUGUUGACAACGAACUCUCGUCUUGGUACAAGGAAAACUCGCGCGUCUACGUGGCGGGAGACCACGCCUGCUGGUCCGACCCCGACUUGACACGAAAAGUCCACAAGAGACGCUUCGGAACGGUCGUGCGCAGCAAGAUGGUUGGGCUCAACCACAUGAUGCAAGCGCACGCCGAGGAAGCCCAUGAAUGGAUUUUGAAAAGAGUGACGAACAACCCCGACGGAGACACGACUGAGGAGGACAACCCUUGA
Messenger RNA from Trichoderma breve, 2109 nucleotides. Its product is annotated as histone deacetylase domain-containing protein. Bases 1 to 2109 code for a protein of 702 amino acids. Gene Ontology annotation, biological process: chromatin organization. The record is from RefSeq and is a predicted model, not a curated record. Lineage: Eukaryota; Fungi; Ascomycota; Sordariomycetes; Hypocreales; Hypocreaceae. The transcript has 7 exons. Gene Ontology annotation, molecular function: histone deacetylase activity. Gene Ontology annotation, cellular component: histone deacetylase complex.